Messenger RNA from Coccinella septempunctata (seven-spotted ladybird), 1563 nucleotides. RefSeq names its product THAP domain-containing protein 2-like. Gene Ontology annotation, molecular function: sequence-specific DNA binding. The coding region runs from base 120 to 905 and encodes 261 amino acids. Lineage: Eukaryota; Metazoa; Arthropoda; Insecta; Coleoptera; Coccinellidae. The transcript has 4 exons. The record is from RefSeq and is a predicted model, not a curated record.
UUGUUGGUUACUCUUUGCUAAAAGCGUUGUUUACUAGUGUUUAUGUUGUUGUUGUUGUGAUUUUUGUGCGAUUUUCGGAGUAUUUUCAAAUAAAAGUGUUUAAAUAGGACCAAUACAUAAUGGUGAAAUCUUGUGCAGCCAUUAACUGUACUAAAAGAUUCAAGAAGGGCGAGAAUAUUAAAUUCCACAAAUUUCCUAAGGACGAAGUCCUGAGAAAAAAGUGGUUGCUGGCUGUAAGAAGGAAAGAUUUCAUUCCUAAGGACUCCUCCUUAAUUUGCAGCAAGCAUUUUGUUGAGGAGGACUAUUAUAUUAAUGUACAUGGUAAUAAAAAUUUGAAAGUGGGAUCAGUGCCUUCAGUAUUCGACUUCCCCGGUAAAAUACAAAAGAAAACUCCUCGUAGAAAGCUUAUACGAAAAGGAGUGGAAGAACCUAAUGUUGAAGAGGAAAAUGGGCCAUCAACUUCAUUAUCUUCUUCAAACUUAUUCAAGCGAGAUGUGACCACUACCUCUGUUUUAACAGAAUCCACUUUGGCAAGGCAACCAAAAAGAAGGAAGAGACAGAAUCCAAUUUAUAUGGGUGAUUUUGAAGAAGAUGAUCUGCAAAAUCCUGUGAAACGUCGCAAGUACUGGGAGAUUUCACAAGCAACUCUUAGGAAACAACAAAAAACAAUAAAGAUGCUACGCAUUAAGACCAGGCGUUACGAAAACAAAAUAAGUAGUUUGAAUUCUCUGCUUGAUGAUUUGAAGGAAAAGAAUAAGCUCACUGCACAAAGCUCACUUAUUUUAAAGGUAAGUCAAUAUGGUGAAUUACACAGCCGUGGUAAGACCCAUGGUGGCCUACGGUUCGAAGCAAAGGCAAGAGAGGAUGGAACUCGACAAACUCCAGAGACAUGCUUGCCUCUGUAAUUGCUUUAAGAUUGACCUCCAAAAUCUCCUACGGAGAUAAUGUUGGGCUCGCCCUCCCUUGAUAUUUAUCUAAAGGUGAGGGUGAGAAUUAGGUCUUAUAAACCACUUUGGCGGAUGUACCAAGGUCAAUAGCAUUCCCUCAAUUGGAAAUGAGGUGGGGAAAAAUAAAUUCACACUUUUUUGAAAAUCCUUUUACAAUGGAUUCAACCAAGUGAAAAUUGACAAAAAUCUGGUAAAGAUCUUGUCUGACUCGAACACAGAUCCAAGCCGAUCUGGAAAUGCUGUGAGUAACUUUUACUUAGAUGCCUGGACACAAGGGCAUUCUUGAAAAUGAGAGGGCUUGCUACCUUGUUUACUGGACCGGAAAUCAUAGUUGGGAUAACAACAACCACAGUCAGGGGUGGUAAAAGUAAUAAUAGUAGUGCAGUGGACUAGAAAACAACCUGAAAACUAUUCUCAGAAUCAAACCUUGAUUUUGAGACAUAGUAGGACUAGCUGGAAACCUUCUAAAGCUGGUAGUGAAAUAGAUCAGUUGCUGGACUAACAGGGUGCCUUUCAUAUCAUCUGAACCAACCUGAAGAUAGUAUUGUGAUAGCAAAACACAUGUUGUGGUUUAAAAACUCAUUUUGGUGAGAAUUAUAUAAUCUGUUUUGUUCAA